Molecule: messenger RNA, 1875 nt
Organism: Xenia sp. Carnegie-2017
Lineage: Eukaryota; Metazoa; Cnidaria; Anthozoa; Malacalcyonacea; Xeniidae
Product: voltage-dependent L-type calcium channel subunit beta-4-like
Exons: 7
Coding region: 411-1106 (231 amino acids)
Biological process (GO): regulation of voltage-gated calcium channel activity; calcium ion transmembrane transport; chemical synaptic transmission
Cellular component (GO): voltage-gated calcium channel complex
Molecular function (GO): high voltage-gated calcium channel activity
Source: RefSeq, a predicted model, not a curated record
UGUAAAACAGCUGCAUGACAAAUCAUCCAAUGAUUUUGCUUUAAAGCCUUGAAACAUUUCCAACACUUUGAAAAUGGUAAAGAGUUUUAACUGACUUGACGUUUUGUGAAAAAAUCUAGUUCAUCAUCGAUAAAAAAUUUUACUUCUUUCCACUAAAGAAUGCAAUUUGCGGUUUGCUAAAGCGGAGGUGUUAUAAAGACAAGCACUUAUGCAAAUGUUGAAGUAGAAUUUUUAAUAAUGUUAACCGUUAAACUAUUCAAGAAGAAAAGCUAUAUAAAUUUCCUUUCUGUUUAAGAAAGUGGAUGAACACAGAAUAUAUCUUAAAAUCUUCACAUUGAAAGCUUACGAGGCCCACCGUUUUAAGUACCACACAAAUAUCGACGAGAUUCAUCGACGAUUUUAGAUCGACAAUGUCUUUAGCCUCAGAAAUCCAGCGAAGAGCAUCUCGGGCUUUUACCAAGGUGGAUUCAGGUUUUGUAUCAAACUAUGAUCCCCCAAAAACGCGACCUGUCAUUUUGGUUGGUCCAUCGCUUAAAGGACACGAGGUGACAGAUAUGUUACAUAAAGCCCUGUAUCAUUACUUAAAGACAAGGUUUGAAGGAAGAUUAAUUAUUCAUCGAUGUGAUUGUGACAUCAGUUUGGCAAAAAGAAAAGCGCUCAACCAUUCUGAACCAGUCUUUCCAGAGCACUCUGGUAACUCGUUGACAGUUAGCCCAAUGCGAACGUCAAGUCCAACUAAGACAGCCAACACUCUAAAAAAUGAUGAAGUCAAGCAAGAACUGGAUGUGAUUUUCAGCUUGCUUAACAAUAAGUCACAUUUAGUUGUGCUUGAUUGCAAGGCAAUUAAUUACCCUUCCCAAGUAAGCGAAAGUGUUCUUACACCAAUUGUUGUGUACAUCAAAGCUGUUCCAAAGGUCGUGGAAAAGUUGAUAAAAUUAAGAGGGAAGAAAGCCUCAAAAAAUUCAAUUGGUCAAAUUUUGGCAGCAAGAACUUUGAUCCAGACAGAUAAGGACGAAGUGGACAUUGUUAUCCCCGAAUCAUCUCUUGAGGUGGCAAGCCAGCAGCUGGGAGAUUACCUCGAACAGAACUGUGACAUUUUCUUGUAACAAUGACGCAGACAAUUAUUCCUGUUUCCGGUUUCGACUUACUGAGAUGAACCGUCUGUUGCAAUAUAUUUGACCUGGUUUCUACGUUUCCCAUAGCAAUCAUGUCGUAAGAAACUUUGGAAAAAUGAGGAUUUUUAGUAUUUCAAGAAUUUUAAUGUUUUAAAGUUUUUAAUGUUUAUGAAUUUAAUCAACAUAGAGUUCAGUAAAUUUGUCGGAGGAUUUUGAUAAAUUUAAGGGAUAUUAGCAUGAAGCGAUAGAAGCAUUAGUUUUCUGAUGCUUUUAGGUCAAAUUCAGUGAACUGUAAAAUGAACUGAAACGGUGAACAAAAUACUCUAUUAUAGUAUGAUUAGAAUUAUGCCGAUUGACACACAGGAACUGCCUAGGGACUGGGGAGACUUCCAAUUUCCUUGGCAACCAAUAUGGCUACUCGUAUGGUGUAUUUGCAACAACUUAAAGUGGAUACAUUUCACUAAAUCUCAUUUCAAUGUUUUUAAAUUUUUCGUGCAAAUAUAUUCGCAAUACUUGAAAAAAAUAGACUGGAUUGACAUGCAUGACAGCCAUCAUACUGGCUUCAAUUAUGUCGGCAAAGUUAUCGUUUCAGUUAUUGCAGCUUACUGGUCAAAUGAAGUUUAUUUGAUUGUUGUUGUUCGUUUUAGAAAAAAGCAACAAUUAUUUAUCGAACUUGGAAAACAAGCGUAAACAAGAACAAAAAAUAUAAGCACUAACUGUGCAAUGUUUUCCCAAUUUCAAUAAGAAUGUCUUGACAAAA